AUGACUGGAAGGCAAGAAGAACCGCAGGGUUCUCAAUUAAAUCGCCGAUCCAAUGCCGUGCCAGGUUCUACGACGAUUGGGAAAACUACAGAACGAAACGAUGUAGCAAAAUCGCAAUCAUUGGGUAUGAUAGACCAUAAACCGACCAGUGUGGCAUCUGCGAUUGUGCAAUCAACAGUACCUGCCUGGCUGAAUAUUGUGAUUAUCACGGCAUUUAUAUUUGGAGGAUGUUGUUCAAACGUGUUUGCCCUUGAGGCUCUAAUACAAGAUGAUCCUAACCAUGGGACCCUCAUUACCUUCGCACAAUUUGUGAUCAUCGCACUCCUUACACUUCCGACUAUCUUGUCCCCCGCCGCUGGACUCAAAUCUCUGUUCAUCUCGAAACCAGCCAUCCCUUUGAAAUCAUGGGCCAUAUACACUGCAUUUUUCAUGUCAGUGAACUUACUCAAUAAUGCUGCCUUUAUCUUCAAAAUCUCGGUGCCUCUCCACAUCAUUGUUAGAAGCGGCGGUCCGGUUGCUUCAAUGGUUGUCGGAUAUCUAUACAACUCAAGGAGAUACACGCCCAUGCAAGUUAUCUCGGUUACAAUUCUGUCUGCGGGCGUUGUAGCCGCAGCCAUUGCAGACGCAAGUGCAAAAGGUAAAUCCUUGGAUCUUGGCCUAGCGGCUAGCGAAGGGUCUUCUCUGUUUAAGACCUUAGUGGGGUUUAUAAUUCUUGGACUGGCAAUGGUAUUAGCUGCCUUCCAGGGAGUAUAUGCGGAUUGGUUAUACCAGAAAUAUGGCCGUGAUAACUGGCGAGAAGGCUUGUUCUAUUCACAUGCCUUGUCCAUACCAUUUUUACUUCCCUCAUAUCCUCAGCUAUACCCGCAGUUAAAAUCUCUACUGGCGUCCCCAUCUGUCAGCAGUGUCAUCAAGGCUAGCUCCGCUACAGCGCCCAUACCUGGAAUCCCAGCUCCACAAUUCCUUGCACCAGUGAUGCCGCUCUUACAUCUUUUUGCCAGCCACCCAUCGACACAGCCCAUACUUUCCGUUGUCCCGAUCAAAAUAUCCUAUCUCCUUCUUAACGGAUUGACGCAAUACCUUUGCAUCCGAGGCGUUUAUCUUCUAUCAGCAAAGACAUCCUCUCUAACCGUAGUUAUUGUGCUGAACAUCCGCAAGCUCGUGUCAUUGAUUCUCUCUGUGUAUCUUUUUGGCAAUGUCCUUACUUUUGGGGUACUUACUGGCGCCACAUUGGUGUUUCUAGGUGGUGGAAUAUACGCCUAUGAAGGAGCAAGAUUGAGAAGACAGCAGUCCAAAUUCAAGAAUGCAUAG
Messenger RNA from Trichophyton rubrum CBS 118892, 1308 nucleotides. RefSeq lists its product as uncharacterized. The transcript is spliced from 4 exons. Gene Ontology annotation, biological process: transmembrane transport. Lineage: Eukaryota; Fungi; Ascomycota; Eurotiomycetes; Onygenales; Arthrodermataceae. The coding region runs from base 1 to 1308 and encodes 435 amino acids. The record is from RefSeq and is a predicted model, not a curated record. Gene Ontology annotation, cellular component: endoplasmic reticulum membrane; Golgi membrane. Gene Ontology annotation, molecular function: UDP-N-acetylglucosamine transmembrane transporter activity.